AUGACGAAGAAAUAUAAAAACGAUAGUCCCAUAGAUAAACACAAAGUGUUUGUCCGUAAUAUACGGGAAAAUGAUGUGAACGAAUUGACAGAACGAUUUGAAAAGGAAUGUAAAAAACAUUUUUUUUUUAAAAAUAAAACAAAUUCUACAAAAAGUGCUAUUUGCAUUUUCCACAAUGAAAAGGAUGCAACAAAUUUCAUAACAAAAUAUAAUAAUUCAAAAGAAUUUUCUACAAAUAUUAUGUGUGAAUUCGCUAUAAAGAAAAGACAUGAUGAAAAAAUUUUAGCUUCUAUUCUUUAUAAUCGAAAUAAAAUAAAAUAUCCAAACUCUAUAAAAAUAUAUACAAAUUGUGAUAUAGGUAAUAUAAUUAUUUUAAAUUAUUUGAAAAACAUUUAUUUAAUAAAAAAAAAAUUAUUAUUGAAUUGUGAAAAUAAUAAAUCAAAAUCUAUAUACGAUAAAAAUCAAAUAAAUAAAAAUAGUAACAAUAGUAAUGAUGAAGAAAUUGAAAUUGUAGCUAGCUCAGAAAAUGACAAAAAAUUUGAAGAAAUUGUAAUAAAUAUAGAGAAACAAAGUAAUAUAAAUAAAAAUAGUAUUUUAAAAAAAAUAAAUAAUAUAAACUUUAAAGAUAAUAAAAAUGAUGAUUCAAAAAACUAUUUUGAAUAUGUUGUUGAAUUUGCAAACUUUAAUUUGGCCUCCACAUUUUAUCAGUUUAUUAAUAAAAAUGAAUUUCAAAAUUAUUUGAAAAAUAAUGACGAAAAUAUUGACUAUGAAAAUGUAUUUUUUUUUCAUGAAUUAUGUCUCUUAAAUACAGAACACAAAAUGGUCGUUUUAAAAAACUUGAAUAGAAAAUGCCACACAGAAAAUAUUCAAAAGCUUUUUAAGAAUAUCGAAAAAAAUCUCAAAAUAAAUAUUCCUAAAAAGAAUGAUAAAAAACAAGGAUAUGCAUUUGUUACUUUUUCAAAUCAUAAAAAUGUAGAAAAAGCAUUACUUUUAACGAAUACUAUUUUAUGUGGCAAUAAAAUAAUUAUAGAAAAAUACAACAAGGAAAUGAAACUAUUUAAUGGAAAAUUUUUUCAGGAUAAUGGAAUUACAUCGACUGAGCCUUUUAGUUAUUACAAUAGUUAUAAUAAUGAAAAUCAAGAAACUGAUAAAGAGGAUGUUGACAACAAAUCUGGUGAAACAGAUAACAGUGCAGACAAUAAUAAUAGUGAUAAAUAUACUUCAUCUUUGUCUAAAAAGAGAAAAUUAAAUGAAAUUGAUGAAAAGGAAAAUCAAGAUAAUAAUAAAAAAAAAACCAAAAUGAAAGAUGAAAAAAAAAGAGACUAUAAAAAAGAUGUAGAAGAAGGGAAAACCAUUUUUAUCACAAAUAUUCCAACUGAAGCAACAAAUGAAGAAAUUAAAGAAUAUAUAGAAAAGAAUAUUAGCAAAGAUUAUAUAUAUAUAAAGACUUGUAGAAAUGAUUAUAAAAAAAUAUAUGUUUUUGUAAAAUUGAAAAAAAAAAUCGAUGCUGAUAAUUUUUUAAAAAAAAUUGGAGAAUAUAAUAAUGAAGAAGACGAACAAAUAAAUGAAAGUGAAAAUGUAAUUGAUCAAUUUUAUAAUAAUGCUAAUAAAAAAAAAAAAGAAAAACUCAAAAAAAUUUUAUUAAAUGAAGAUCAAAAUCUUAAACACACUGAUAUUUUAUCUUUUAAAAAUAGUUACCUUAUGAUUAAAAGAGCAGUACCAAAUGAUAUAAUAAAAGAUAAAAAAAAAACUCCAGUAGAAAAAAAAGAAAAAAAAAAAAAUAAUAAUAAUACAAUAAGCAAUAAUAUACAUUUAAUAAAUGACAAUGAUGUUAAUAAUGAGAAUGUUCCUUCUAAUAUACUUUUAAGAAAUAAAAAAUUAUUGGAUAAAAAAACAGAACUUUUAAAAAAUAAAAAUUUUGUAAUAAAUCCAUGUAGAUUGUAUAUUAGAAAUUAUCCCCUUGUAGUUGAGCAAAAUACUUUCCGUCGUCUUAUAGCAAAACAUUUUACUCUUAUAUUUAUGAACAAAUUUAAAUUAAAAAAAAAAGAGGCUUUUAAAAAAGCUAAUGAAAUAAUUCAAAAAAUGAAACUUAUGAAAGAUAAUAAUAGUAAUAAGGAAAUCGUGCAAAAUAGCAAAGUAGGCCCAAUAAUACAUAACAAUGUCAGUAAUAAUGUUAAUACUAUGGAUAAAGGAGUUAAUAAAAAUGCCAUAUGUUUUCUUGAUAUUAAUAAACACGAAUAUACCAAGCAAAUUAUUUCCCUUUUGCAAAAUAAAAAUAUUUUCGAUGUAAUAAAUGAAAAAAUUUACAAAAAAAAAUUUCAAACAAUUAAAAAAAGUAAAAAUAUAUUAUAUGUUGAUUACUGCAUUGAAGAUCUAAGAAUGUUACAUAUAAAAAAAAUAAAAGAAGAGAAAUUUCUAAAACAUUUAAAAGAAAAAAAUGAAAAUAAUUUACCUACUAAAAAAAAAAUUAAAAAAAAUACAAAGAAAACAAAAAAAAUGAGUAGAGGGAAAAGACAACGUGAAAAAAGAAGAUUAUUAAAAGCUCAAAAUGAAAACAAAAAUAUUAUAAACAUCAUCAAUCCAGUGACUAUUGAUCAGAAAGAUAAUUCCUUAAAAAAAGAAAAACAUAAAAAACGAGUCACAUUUAUUGAUCACACAAAUAACGAGGAAAUAAAUACAACUAGACCUUCUUCCCUCAAAAAAAAAGAAAUAAAUAAUAAAGAUAAAAAAAUAAAAAGUAAAAAAUUGAAUACACAAGAUUCUGGAAAAACAAAAAAAAAAGUUAAAACUGUCAAAAGUAUUAUCAAAAAUGGCACCGAAAAAGCGAACAAGAAUAUUGAAUCAAUACAAAAGGAUAUCUUAAAAUUCCUCAAAAAAGCCAAAUAA
Molecule: messenger RNA, 2886 nt
Organism: Plasmodium berghei ANKA
Lineage: Eukaryota; Apicomplexa; Aconoidasida; Haemosporida; Plasmodiidae
Product: RNA-binding protein, putative
Exons: 2
Coding region: 1-2886 (961 amino acids)
Molecular function (GO): RNA binding
Source: RefSeq, a predicted model, not a curated record